Messenger RNA from Benincasa hispida (wax gourd), 2983 nucleotides. Lineage: Eukaryota; Viridiplantae; Streptophyta; Magnoliopsida; Cucurbitales; Cucurbitaceae. The record is from RefSeq and is a predicted model, not a curated record.
UAAAUGUGGAAAUUUGAAGCUUUGGUCUUUGGCUACAGUACAGCACAGUGAGAAUUUUCGAGGUUGAAUGAACCUAUUGGUUCAGCUUCUUCACCAAAAUCGUCGAUGUUGAGUAAGAACACGAUUAGGAAUGCUUCGGCGUCGCUCAAAUUUUUUCCUCUUCAUUUUUAUGGCUUCUCUUCACACUUUUUCAGCACUUCAACGAACACAAAGCACAUUGCCAUAGCUCCAAGAGCUCUUGCAAGGAGACCCACUUCGCGAACUGCCCCAAUCCCUCGGGCUUCGGACACCCUCGGCUCUUCCGAUGUCGUCAAUUCAGUAUGUUCUUUACUUUCAAACAAAAAUCACCAAACACCUAAUCUCGAUCUUGAUCAUUUAUUGAAAAGGUUCAAAGACACCUUAAGUUCGGAUCUCGUACUUCAAAUUCUGAUGAAUUAUAGGCUGUUGGGUCGGGCUAAAACGCUAGAAUUCUUCUCUUGGUCUGGAUUGCAAAUGGGGUAUCGGUUUGAUGAGACUGUGGUUGAGUACAUGGCUGAUUUCUUAGGUAGGAGGAAAUUGUUUGAUGAUAUGAAGUGUCUUUUGGUGACUGUGUCGUCUCAUAAGGGUCGGCUUUCUUGUCGAACCUUUUCAAUUUGUAUCAGAUUUUUGGGUAGGCAGGGGAGGGUUAGAGAAGCACUUUGCUUGUUCGAAGAAAUGGAACCAAAAUUUGGGUGUAAACCUGAUAAUCUGGUCUUUAACAACAUGCUUUAUGCACUUUGUAAGAAGGAACCAACUGGGGAAUUGAUUGAUACUGCUCUAUCCAUUUUCAGAAGAAUUGAAUUGCCCGAUAAAUAUUCAUACAGUAAUGUUAUUAUUGGACUGUGUAAAUUUGGUAGGUUUGGUACAGCUAUUGAAGUGUUUGAUGAAAUGAAUAGGGCAGGCUUGGUACCUACACGAUCUGCUGUGAACAUUCUCAUUGGGGAUUUGUGUUCGUUGAGUGCCAAAGAAGGGGCUGUAGAACAAGUUAGGGUCAGAAGUACUCGUAGACCUUUUACCGUUCUAGUUCCAAAUGUGAAUCCAAAGAGCGGAGCCAUUGAACCUGCAGUUGGAAUAUUUUGGGCAGCUAAUAAGCUGGCUUUAGUUCCCAGUGCUUUUGUAAUAGUUCAGCUCAUCUCAGAGCUUUGUCGAUUAGGUCAAAUGCAAGAAGCAAUUAAAGUAUUGAAGGUUGUUGAGGGUGAUAAGCUAAGAUGUGCUGAAGAGUGUUAUUCUGUUGUGAUGCGAGCAUUGUGUGAACAUCGUCACGUAGAAGAAGCUAGUGAUCUGUUUGGGAGGAUACUUUCUCAGGGCAUGAAGCCAAAGUUGGCUAUUUACAAUUCUAUUAUUUGCAUGCUAUGCAAAAUAGGAAAUUUGAAUGAUGCUGAAAGGGUCUUCAAGAUUAUGAACAGGAAAAGAUGUGCACCUGAUCAUGUUACUUAUUCGUCGUUAAUCCAUGCCUACGGUGAAACUAGGAAUUGGUCGGCAGCCUACAGUUUAUUGAAGGAAAUGCUGAGUUUAGGCAUGUCUCCUCAUUUUCAUUUGUAUAGUUUAGUGGAUAAACUUAUGAGGGAACAUGGCCAAAUUGAUCUGUGCUUGAAGCUGGAAAUGAAAUGGGAAGCCCAAAUUUUGCAGAAGCUUUGUAAACACGGACAACUGGACGCUGCGUAUGAAAAGAUGAAGUCAAUGCUUGAAAAGGGUUUUUAUCCUCCUAUCUAUGUUAGAGAUUCAUUUGAGAGUGCAUUUCAAAAGAAGGGUAAGUUCAAGAUUGCACGGGAGUUGCUGCAGAAGAUAGACGGAGUUCACCAACAUGAGUCAGGAACCAGAAAUUCAUCAUAAGGAAAUUCUCUCCUUCCAUUCUCGAAGAAAUUCUUGAGCUUCUCUUGAAGGGCCCUUCCAGUGAAAGUUUGCCCAGCCAACCAAGAUCUGCAUUCAAUUCUAAAAUGUUGUACUUGAAGCACUUGUACUAGCUUUGAGGAGGCUCGUGUUGAAUACACCCCAAGAAAGUAGCAAUGGCGACAAAGAGAGCAAGAAGGCAAAGAAUUCCAAGUAGUUCUAUAUUUUCAUGAAAAUGAAGGACAAAUAAGAAAGGAAAAGGUAAGGGUAGUGGCUGAGUUUAGGUCUCUUGGAAAGGAAAAACUUAUACAAAAGUUGACCUUCAACCAUCAGAUCAACAAGAAUUACAUCAAAGCUUGGUCCUCAGUCAGGUAUGUGAUCAGUUUUAAUCUUUAUUUAAAAACUCUCUUUGACUUGAAUGUUGUAACUAUUCCCCAGCAUCCUGAUAGCAAAAAUGUUGUCAUAGGAAAGAUUGCAGAAUCUGGAAGCUUGAUAGUAGUGGAUGUUUUACUGUGAACUUUUUCUUCUCUUGUCUUACACCACUGCCUGCACCGACACGGUGCUUUACCCCUAGAUGUGCAGUCAAUGUGAUUCAGGUCCUCCUAGCUUUUCCUUUGUAAAUAUCUUUUGGAGUCUUUAAGAUCUCGAAGAAGUGCAAAGUCUCCAAUUGUUACUGUUUUUGUUGGGGCAGUUUGGGAAAUGGCCGACGCACCUCUUCAGCGUUAUGCAUAUGCAGUGGCCUUGUGGUUCAAGAUUUUAGAGAUUUUCAUCCCUCAGUGGGCUUGUCCUAAAUAUUUUUUUGACGAUAUGGCAAUCAAAGUUCACUGGUCCAAUAUUUAAAAAGUGAAAGGUUUUAUGAUCACAUACUAUUUGGAUUGGAAAGCACAAAAAAGAACUUUUCAAGACAAAGAGGAGCGAGGGAAAAACGACCUUACUUGAACAAAUAUGUUUGAUAGGUUGUACAAUUGUGUCCUUGAGUUCUAAGAAGAUUAGAUGAAAAAAAAAUUCAGAUGUUGUUGACAUCUUCAUGGUAUAUUAAUUCUAUCCAUCCUGUUUCUCUUGUUUUUGAGCAAGUUUACGAAUAUUUUAGCUCAUUUUAUGAGACUAUUCAUAUGAUAUUGAAAGAUUUCCGUGA